GGCUGGGGAGCAGUGGCUGACUCAGUGGAUCUAGAGAUAGACAGAGAGAGUGUGAGAGAGAGUGAGCGAGAGAGAGAGAGACAGACAGACACACAGGGAGAGAAACAGAGAGCCCUUUCCUCGACCAGUGGCUCUCUUUCAUUGGCUCGGUGCACUGGACCGGCAAACAGGAAACACUACAACACCAUGCCUGUUUCUGUCGCUACAUCAAGUCUCUACCACUACCACUGCUACUACCUAGCAGCAUCUUCACUAGAACCAGCCAGCACUCAGACAGAGGAUCAGAGAGAGAGAGAGCGGGAAGCCCACUGAAGACAGGCUCAGCGGAGUAAAGAAACAGAGACUGUGGCUGAGGCUGAGGCUGGACCAGGGCUACGGAGCUACAGACUGAAGCCAAGCAGCUGCUGUUUUUCUGUUCUCCCUGCUGCUGGAGCUCCAUGCGAGAGGAGAAAAGUGGAGCGGCGGGAAGAGAGAACUGCUGUUGAGAGUCUGGAAGAGCUGGAAGACGGAAACCAAGCCCACAUAGCAACACAGCUCUGAAGUGGCUCAAGAGAGACUGACUCUCAAGUGGCUCAAGAGAGACUGACUCUCAAGUGGCUCAAGAGAGACAGACUGACUGACUGCUCCAGUGAUGCUCAAGUCCACGUUGUGAUGCUCCAAGACUCUUGUCUUCACUGCCACGAGGAAGGCUUCUCUCAACACACCUGGCUGAAGGACUGACCCUAGGGUUGUGACCAGAGCAGUGGCUCAUACUGACAACACACAGCAGGACUUAAAAAGGACUUUCCGAUAGCGGUCUUCUCGACCUGAACCUGUAGAAUUCUCUUGACGUCGGACUGUCAGCGUAUGGAACACUGAACGGUUCCCCCCGUUAAAAGGACGUUGGUUCAGGUUCUGUAGCUCCACGGUCAGACUCUUGUAGAUGUAAGACUUCCUUGUUUUACUUCUCUUGAUUCGGACUGUUUGUCUGUGCUCUCAGUGGAAGACCCCCCUUCCAGCUCGUUCCUCAUGGCGUGCUAUUACAUCGUCAUCAGUUCUACUCACCUCAGCAACGGCCACUUCAGGAACAUCAAGGGAGUUUUCCGCGGCCCCCUCGGCAAGAAUGGCAACAAGAACUUGGACUACGCGGAAAAGGAGAGGACGACGACCACGGCCAAAGCCUUGGAGGACCCGAAGGCCAACUUCUACUGUGAUCUGUGUGACAAGCAGUACUACAAGCACCAGGAGUUUGACAACCACGUUAACUCCUAUGACCAUGCUCACAAACAGAGGCUGAAGGAGCUGAAGCAGAGAGAGUUUGCCCGGAACGUGGCCUCUAAGACCAGGAAGGAUGAGCGGAAACAGGAGAGAGCACUCCGGAGGAUACAUGAGCUUGCCGAACAACGCAGAGAGAUCCAUUGCGCUCCAGGCAGUGGCCCCAAGUUCAAGUCCACUACGGUGGCAGUGGAGGGCAGUUUCAGAGACAGCUGUACCGAUGGACCUUCAGAGGAGUCCAACAACUCCACAGUUCUGGAGACAGGAACCCACAACCACACCAGCACCAGCACUGGCCUGGCCACCAACAGCAAGACCCAGAAAACACUAUACUGGCCUUACACGGGAAAGGCCAAGAAACAGAAUUACAACAGGCACAAAAUAGCAUUCUCAUUCUCCUUCCCAAAGAAAGCAUCCGUGAAGCUGAAAUCUUCGGCCGCCGUGUUCUGUGACAACACAGAGGAGAGUUCCAAAGAAUGUGUCAGAAGACAGAAGCUCAGAACGCCCUUUGUUGAGUUGAACAUUCUGGACUCUCCUACUGCACAGGAAAAGGGACUAGGUCACGGGACUGUGGAGGCUGUUGGCACUCAGCCUGGUGAUCUCAGCCCAAACUGUGUUAGUUUUAGUGAGUGGAGCCAGAGAUCAUCAGAUGCACUAGCCAGGUCUGACAUCCCGAUGCCACCACAGGCCUCACAUUUGUGUUCUGCGCUAGUUAACUCUGAGGAUAUGGCCAGACCUUAUGUGUCCUCCGUCUCCCAAUUACCUGCAUCUCCAGACGACCCAGACACAGUACUAGAUAGACAGAACUCUGAGAAAACUCAGAGAAACAGCCCAACAGAGGCCGAGCCAGAAACAAGCAAACGCCAACAAGCUCAUAAAAUAGAGGAGAGUGUCUGUGGGGAAGAGGACUCCUCCAUUAGCAGUUUCUCUUCUGAGGUCGUCUCCGGUUCUGAUGGUCCCCGUGAGAACGGCUCCUCCUCCUCUCAGUCCUCUCAGUGUCCUGGGACUGUGAGAGAGGAACAGAAAGGAGAAGACAUUACGGUGGUGGUGAAGAACCUGUCUUGUCCUUUCACCAAGCCCAGCCAGCCGUUCUUCUCUGUGCUCAGCAGAGAUGGAAACACUGUUCUCCAGUGGCCUACAGAGAUGUUAACCUUCACCAGGACAGAGCCCUGUCUCUCCUACAGCUGUAACCCCCUCCAUUUUGACUUUAGGGCCUCGCAGCAAUGGCAGAACAGGGCGAAGGUUAGUGUUGAUGACAGUCAGAGUAAGUUAUCUGUGGCUUUGUGUAUCAGCUCAACAUCUGUCUGCGCUGAGGAACCACCAGAUGUUGGCAACAAGCACAACAAGGCCUGCUCUUGGCCAAACCAUCAUAGCCCUUUCAGAGACGGCAGGGAAGCAGUGGAGAGGAAGGAUUGUCUCAUAUGUGAGCACCACACGAGUGACACAGACACAGAAAGCUGCAGCUUGCGACUUAAGAGACACAGCUGUGGGGGAUAUAGUAGGCACUCAAAAGGUAGGACUCAAUCUGAGAAGAGAGCAGCAGGUGGCGAGAAAUGGAAACCCAGAGACAGGCGCCAUUACAGGAGCCACAAGAAGAAGGGGAGGAGGAGGGGGAUGAGAGGAGGAGGGGAUGAGGAAGAAGAGGAGCACCACAGAGAGAGGGCGACGGAUGGAGGGUUGGAGAGCAAUGCAGAGAAAUGCAACACAUUUCAGAGACGGUCUGAGUGUUGGGAAGGACUUGAUAGCCAAUUUAGAGUCCCCACUUCACAGCGAGUGCAGCCAUUAGAGAAGUCAAAGCAAUCGGCUGAGGACAGUGGCUGUGCUGUCCCCUUUGCCGCCGAGGACAGGGAGAGGGAGAGAGAGAGAGAGAGGAAGAGAGAGAGAGAGAGUGAGAGAGAGAGAGAGAGGGAGGAGGAGAGGGAGAGGGAGAAGGAGAGAGAGAGGGAGAGAGAGGGGGAGAGAGAGAGGGAGAGAGAGAGGGAGAGAGAGAGGGAGAGGGAGAGGAAGCGUGUAGUGGAAAGGGAGAGGGAGGAGGAGAGAAGAAGACAGGAAACAGCAGGCAGGGUAAACGGCUCAGCGGGCAGCCUCAGCCUCUCGGAUGAAAAGGUGUUGGGGAGGAGCGUCAGGAGAGACCCGUUCCAUUCAUCAACAGAACAGAGAAACACUGCAGGGCAUGGCUCAGAGAGCUCACAGAGUCACAACGACAACCCUUGCCCUGAGAAACCUCCUGGGGUUGUUAGACAAAACCCAGGCAGAGGGAUGACAGUCACGGCACCAGAGAGCUUAGUCACCGUUACCCAAAAACUAAGCAUGGCCCAUUCGCCCGAGAGGCUUGGUGAAGACUUUUGUGAGAGCAGGGCCCUGAAAAGGAAACGGACAGCAUCAAUGUCUCUGGCUGAUGAUGAGCAGAGCCUUGACCUCCAGGGUUCAUGCAGUCAGUGUCAGCCAGCUGUAAUGGUAGAGCCCAAUGGGCCAGUCCUAUGUACCCAGUGUCAGUCAACUGUGGUAGAGCCCAAUGGGCCAGUCCUAUGUACCCAGUGUCAGUCAACUGUGGUAGAGCCCAAUGGGCCAGUCCUAUGUACCCAGUGUCAGUCAACUGUGGUAGAGCCCAAUGGGCCAGUCCUAUGUACCCAGUGUCAGUCAACUGUGGAAGAGUCCAAUGGGCCAGAUGGUUCAAUGGGUGAGGAGGGGUCUCCUUGGUCUGCCUGUGUUUCCUGUGGUGGGGAGGGGAGACAGAGGAAGAGACAGAGAGGGUCCAGGUAUACUCCUCACAUCUCAGAACCUCCUGUAGGUCACAAUGUUCACAUCUCAGAACCUCCUGUAUGUCACAAUGUUCACAUCUCAGAACCUCCUGUAGGUCACAAUGUUCACAUCUCAGAACCUCCUGUAGGUCACAAUGUUCACAUCUCAGACCCUCCUGUAGGUCACAAUGUUCACAUCUCAGAACCUCCUGUAGGUCACAAUGUUCACAUCUCAGAACCUCCUGUAGGUCACAAUGUUCACAUCUCAGACCUUCCUGUAGGUCACAAUGUUCACAUCUCAGACCCUCCUGUAGGUCACAAUGUUCACAUCUCAGACCUUCCUCUAGGUCGCAAUGUUCACAUCUCAGACCUUCCUGUUGGUCACAAUGUUCACAUCUCAGACCUUCCUGUUGGUCACAAUGUUCACAUCUCAGAACCUCCUGUAUGUCACAAUGUUCACAUGGCUGAACCUCGUCUGGAUUUACUGUCUGUUGACAGAUGUAAGCUGAACGUCCAGAGUGAGAAUCUAGUGAAUACAGCUGUGGAAUACCUUGUGGUAAAAGGUCAAUUUGCCAGCUGUAGUGCCCUGAGUCAGCCAGCUGUAGAGCACAACAGUAAGUCAAUGGGAGGCUCUCCUCAGCUCCAGAUUCAGAACAAUGUUCCCAGCAUGAAAGUCGAAUGUUCCUUCUCUCCCUCUCAACCUGGGCCUGGGCCUGUAAGAGAUCCCCCAAAUCCCCCAGAAAUAAUUGGUAUUACUAAUGAAAACAAAAACAGCACUAUUUGCUUCCCAAACUCUUCCACUGUUUCUCUCCCGAUCAUGGGACAUCGUUCAGGAAUGGGUAACAUAGGGCAAGAUUGUAUUAGAAGGCAAACGGUGGCAGUGGCUGCCCAGGUCAGUCCACUGGGUGUGAGAGAGAUCAUCCCCCUGUCCAUCCCACAGAUGCUUCACAGACAGAAGACCAGUCUGGACAAGUCAUGUCAGCACAGUCCCCGGAGCCACCCCACCCACCAGGAGUCCCACAGCCCCCAGCCUACCCAGAUUCAGAGGUUUCAUCCUGGGGUUAGGGUUCAGGACGAGAGAGGGUUCAUGGAGAGCCUGAGACCUGGAGGUACUACCGUUACAGCUAGCCCCUACCACAAUCACAGACCACCGUGUUUCCAUCCGCAGCACCCGUCUGACGGUAGGGAGAAACAUCACUGUCUCGUUCAGAUCCAAACACACAGGCACGUCCUCCACCACCAUCAGCAACAUCAGGUGUUCCCUGGAAAGAUGAAGCAAGUUCUGUCUGGGUCUCCUGUCGCGGUGACCCCUUCCUGUCCUCCCAUGCUCCACCCCGUCCACCUGUCUCCGUCCCCCAUGUCCUCCAUGCCAACCAGGUCCAUCACUAUCCGACACACCAUCCUCCACCACCAACAUCACCACCGUGCAGCAUUCCUCCCUCAGCACCCUCAAACAACUCUCUUACCCCAUGUUCUUCCAGUCCCUGUCCGCAGCCUGCCUAUGGGGGCAGAAAUGUGUCCCUCUGGCCCCUACCCUCCUCCCUUUGUGACCUCACCACCGCAGCUCUCGGUAAUGGCCCCGCCCAGUUUACACCACCACCCAAUGGCGGUGACAUUCCAUGCCAUGCCCCGUCCAGCCAUGUUCCCCUCCAUGAUGCAGCCACACCCACAUCCCACUGUCAUCCCUCUACAGCCCAUGUUUUUAUGACAUCACAACCCACUGUCAUCCCUCUACAGCCCAUGUUUUUAUGACAUCACAACCCACUGUCAUCCCUCUACAGCCCAUGUUUUUAUGACAUCACAUCCCACUGUCAUCCCACUACGGUCAUGUUUUGAUGACAUCACAACCCACUGUCAUCCCUCUACAGUCCAUGUUUUUCUGACAUCACAACCCACUGUCAUCCAUCUACGGCCCAUGUUUUGAUGACAUCACAUCCCACUGUCAUCCGUCUAUGGUCCAUGUUUUGAUGACAUCACAUUCCACUUUUAUCUCAUUGCUGCACAUGUUUUGAUGACGUCAUCACCCAACAUGCCACUUUCAGGAAGUAUAGCUUUCAAUCGUUUUUUUGUUGUUGUUUUACUUACAAAUAUUAUUUCAAAUAGGGGGGAAAGCAACAACAACAACAAAAAGUUACUGUCAAUUUCAUCUUAAAGUAGUAUUUUCUUCACGUAACAUUCCAAACCUGCUUCAACAAUGGAAAGGUUUUUGUAGUAACCUAUUCACAGUGAUAAGUGAUUUUCAUUAAUACGAUAUUAUCCAGAAAUAUUUCCUUUAGAUUGACAAUCAAGCAUAACUACAGAAUUAGGACGUGUGCAUAUUAAAAACCGGUCUGAGGCAGAUUAAUUAUUAGAGUGUUCUCUCGACUGUAUUUUUGCUAGUGAUGUGCUUCAAUAGUCUACCUUUAGGGCAUUACAUGCAAUACUAGUUCAAUUAAACAUGAACAGAAGCACAGAAAGUUUUUUUUUUUUGUGCAACGGUACGUUUGGAAGAGUUUCACUCUACAUUCAUUUUGUUUCCUAAAGGAUGACAAUUCAUUCAUGUAACACUCUAUUGUACAGCAUUCCUCCGUAGUUUCGGACACAGCCCCCCCCCCCCCCCCCCCCCAAAAAAAAAACUUUAUUUGGCAAGUAGAUUAUGCAUUGAAAGAAUGGGUCUGAGCUGUGGCUGUCCUAAUAUGGACAAGGUAGGGUUACAUGUCUUAUGAGUUAGAUUUUAUACAUUAGAUAAAAAGUGACAGUGUCUUUAUAAUCACGUAGCCCUGAUUUGAUUCUGUACCUAAAUCUGCUUACCAAGUGGUUGCAAUGCUUCCCCAUAGGCCUUCUCCAUGUAAUUGUAAUACAGUAGAUAUACACUGAUGCUGGGAUGAAAAACUGUUUUACCGUUCUGCUACUAAUUCCACUUGCUUUUAAAACAGAAAGUUGUACAUGUUGUAUAUUAGCCAUAUUUAUAAUCCACUUGCAGGAUUUAUUGUAAAAUACAUUUCUGAUUUUAUAGUGCAAUUUACCCCCCCCCCCCUUUUAUGUUUUAUCAUCAUUAUUUAGAUACAACUAUGUUUUUACUUACGUUUUGUCAACAGAAUGAUGUUGAGGUAAAAAAAUAAAUUAAAUUACAAAAAUAUAUAUCUAAAAAAUA
Salvelinus fontinalis (brook trout) is the source of this 7128-nucleotide messenger RNA. RefSeq lists its product as uncharacterized. Gene Ontology annotation, cellular component: nucleus. The record is from RefSeq and is a predicted model, not a curated record. Lineage: Eukaryota; Metazoa; Chordata; Actinopteri; Salmoniformes; Salmonidae. The coding region runs from base 1009 to 5703 and encodes 1564 amino acids. The transcript has 4 exons.